GCUCCAAGUAGUCACAGCUACCCAAAACAAAAAACCAACAAAAAUCAACAUGAAAUACUUCGCCGUCUGCUUCUUCGCUGUCGUGGCUGUGGCUGCUGCCAAGCCCGGUAUUGUGGCUCCUCUGGCGUACACUGCUCCGGCUGUGGUGGGCAGUGCCGCUUAUGUUGCUCCUUAUGCCUCUAGCUACACCGCCAACACCGUGGCCCACAGCGCCGCCUUCCCAGCUGCCUACACUGCCGCCGCUUACACCGCCCCCAUUGCCACCGCUGCCACUGCUCCAGUGGCUGCUGCUUAUACCGCUCCCAUUGCUGCUCCUGCUGCUUACACCGCCGCCUACACUGCUCCGUUCGCUGCUCCUUAUGCUGCCGCAUACACUGCCCCCAUUGCACGUUACGCAGCCGCCCCGUUGGCCGCCCCGUUGGCCGCCCCAAUUGCCGCUCCGGUGGCAGCAGCUUAUACUGCCCCCAUUGCCGCCGCCGCUGCCCCCGUUCUGCUGAAGAAGUAA
Molecule: messenger RNA, 505 nt
Organism: Drosophila kikkawai
Lineage: Eukaryota; Metazoa; Arthropoda; Insecta; Diptera; Drosophilidae
Product: as-peptide 126
Source: RefSeq, a predicted model, not a curated record